AUGAUGCCACGUAUCAACGAAGCACACAUGGGUAAGCCAUACCGCUAUGCAUAUGGAAUGCAUGCCGUUAAGCCUGGAUACUUGAGCGAUUCCAUCAUCAAGAUCGACACUGAGACCAAGAAGACCAAGAUGUGGGUUCCUAAAAAGAACCAUCUCCCCUCUGAGCCAAUUUUUGUCGCACGUCCUGGCGGUAAAAGCGAGGACGAUGGUGUCUUGCUGACAGUAGCGAUGGACACGUCCGUGAAGCUUAGUUCAAUGGUGGUUAUCGAUGCCAAGACUAUGACUAUGAAAGAGAUCGACAGAGCCAGGAUGCCAGUAGUGAUGGGAUAUAGGUUUCCCGGAAUCUUUAUCUAA
Molecule: messenger RNA, 354 nt
Organism: Fusarium pseudograminearum CS3096
Lineage: Eukaryota; Fungi; Ascomycota; Sordariomycetes; Hypocreales; Nectriaceae
Exons: 1
Coding region: 1-354 (117 amino acids)
Biological process (GO): carotene catabolic process
Molecular function (GO): carotenoid dioxygenase activity
Source: RefSeq, a predicted model, not a curated record